AUGCUGAGCUACUGGAUCGUUCUGAAGUUCUAUCCUGGAGGCGACGUUCAGAAGGAAAUUGACGAUUGCCGCGAGAAUGAGCUGGAACUGCCACUGGGCAAAGCAAAGAAUUGGGUGACCCAGCUCUGCAUGGCCUUGAAGCACGUGCACAGCCUGCGCAUCGUGCACAGAGACGUCAAAGGCAGCAACAUGUUCAUUACAGGAGCUCGAAACAUCGUGCUCGGGGAUUUCGGAGUGAGCAAGCAGCUCACUGAGUCGCAGCAGAAAGCCAUGACAUCUGUCGGUAGCCCCAUGUACAUGGCUCCGGAAUGGUGGGAUGGCCGUGGUGGUACUGCUGCAUCUGACAUGUGGAGCGUUGGCGUGGUUCUCUAUGAACUGCUAGCGCUGAGACGGCCUUUCGAAGCUCAGAAUGUUCUCUCUUUGGUGCACAAGAUCACAACGGAGGAGCCGCCCGCCUUGGACGACGAUGCUGACCAGCAGCUUGCAACUCUGGCGAUGCGGCUGCUUCAAAAGAGGCCGGAGAGUCGACCCAGUGCCUCUGCAGCCCUCGGCUUGCCCGGGCUGGACGAUGUGGAGAAGAUCCUGGGGAACCUUUGUGAAUGA
Messenger RNA from Symbiodinium necroappetens, 603 nucleotides. NCBI's taxonomy places the organism in Eukaryota, Dinophyceae, Suessiales, Symbiodiniaceae. The record is from the annotation of a GenBank genome assembly.